AAUGAUGCCGGGUCAAACACGGGUCGCGUCGCGAGCGUCAGAUAUUCAACACACUCGGGUAGCUCGAGAUCUCACAUAAUCGACACGGUGUUCAGACAUCGGGUCAGACUGAGGGGACUUCAACGGCGUUGGUUUAAACAGAGGGAAAUUACCCGAAGAAGAUUCAAAGUUAAUGGCCAUGGCCGACGGAAGUAAGGCCGGAAGUCUAGCAAGCGUCACCGGAAGUAAAAAUGUUCUGUACGCGGAAGAUAUCACUUUUGACAAGGGUAGUUGGUGGAGCCGGCGGACAAGCUUGGAGAAGAAGAUGGCAGCUCUGAUCCUGGUGUGCCUCCUCACUGCAGUCAUCUUCCUCGUAGUGGUCAUAGUGCUAGCGUCCGAGCGGAAUAACGCUGCCCCCAAAAUAGAAAAUGGAAUGACGAUGCCCUCUCCAGCGCCAAAACCAGCUGUUUGCCUUACACCUGAUUGCGUGGCCACAUCUGGCCGUCUUCUGGGCAGGAUGAAUCUGAACGCCGACCCCUGUGACAACUUCUACGAAUUCGCCUGCGGUUCAUGGAUGGAAAAGAACAUUAUCGCUGAAGACAAGUCCGCCAACGACAUCUUUAGGAACCUCGGCGACAGUCUGCUCAUUAAACUACAAAGACUGCUCGAAGCACCCCCUGUGGAGGGAGAGUCAACUUCUGUUAAAGAAGCUAAGAAGAUGUACGAGUCCUGCAUGGACCUAGACACCAUAGACAAGCGCGGCAAGAAGCCCCUGAUCGACUCCCUGCCAGAGUUUGGGGGGUGGCCUGUGCUGUCCCCAGCAUGGAACGAGUCAGCCUUUAACCUGGAGGAAACCCUCGUGAAGCUGUCCAACUACAACAACGUCCCCAUUAUCUACCUGGCUGUCGUCACAGACCCCGCCAACACCACCGUCAGGAAACUGUAUUACGACCAACCGAGUCUAGGAUUACCUGGUCGCGAGUAUUACUUGAAAGAACGGAACAGCAGUACACUGAAGGCAUAUGAGGACUACAUCAUCAGGACUGCCGUGGCGCUGGGGGCGAAUCAGGUCGACGCCAGUGAUCAGAUCCGAGAUCUCGUGGACUUCGAGAUAGAAAUAGCGAAUAUUACUGUACCACUCUUUGAUCGCCUGGACCAGAGCAAGCAGUAUAACCCCAUGUCCAUCGCAGAGAUGGCACAGAACUAUUCGCAGUUUGACUGGUUGAAACACGUCCGUGACAUCAUGGCGGAGGAAGGCGUGGACAUCAACAUCACCGCUGAGGAAGUUGUCAUCAACUGGUCCCCACCAUACUUUGAGAAGCUCUUCCCCAUCCUGGAGAAAACACCCAAGAGAGUGUUGGCCAACUAUGCUAUAUGGAUGCUGAUUAAACAGAGAGUGAAGCUACUUGACUCCUCAUUCCGAGACAGCAUCACUACAUUCAACCAGGCGUUAAGCGGGACCUCUGCGCAGCCUCCGCGGUGGAAGGUGUGUUCCACGUAUGUCAACAGCGCCAUGAGCCUGUCUGUGGGCCGUCUCUAUGUCGACGCCCAUUUUAAGGAAGCAGCUAAAUCUGACAUGUUGAAUAUCAUCUCCUACUUGAGGUCGUCCUUCAAUGCCCUCCUGGAAGAGGCUGUCUGGCUGGAUGACACCACCAGAACUGUGGCCAGGGAGAAGGCGGAGGUGAUGGACGAGAAGAUAGGCUAUCCAGAGGCCCUGAAGAACAACAGCUACAUUGAUGAUCAAUAUAAACACCAUAUAUUCAACACAAGCCUGUACUUUGAAAACGUCCAGAUAGAACUACAGCAGGCCUCAAGAAAACAUCUGCGUUCCCUCCGACUCAAAGUAGACAGAUCCGAAUGGCUAGUGCAACCGGCAGUGAUCAAUGCUUUCUACAACCCGACAUGGAAUGAAAUAGUAUUUCCAGCUGGCAUUCUCCAGGAGCCAUUCUACAGCGAGAGCCAACCUGGUUCAAUAAACUUUGGUGGUGUGGGCAGCGUCAUUGGACAUGAGAUAACGCACGGGUUCGACAACUACGGCCGACAGAGGGACAAAGACGGAAACCUGCGACAGUGGUGGGAUCAGAUCGUGAUUGACCGUUUCCAGAAUGCCACAAAGUGCUUUGUGAACCAGACGUCAAGUUACGUUAGCCCUGAAGCUGGACUUAACGUUAACGGCUUGUUAACCAUGGGCGAGGACAUUGCCGACAGCGGUGGAGUAAAACAGAGUUACAAGGCAUACCGGAAGUGGGUAGCUGACCGAGGUGCGGAGGAGGCACCCCUCCCCGGAAUGACCCUGAAUCACAACCAGCUGUUCUUCCUGGCGUGGAGCCAGGUCUGGUGCACGAAAAUCAGAAAGGAGAGAGCAGAGCGAAAUAUCUACAGCGACUACCACAGCCCAAACCGACUCAGAGCGGUGUCUCCGCUGCAGAAUCUGCCGGAGUUUGCCGAGGUGUAUAACUGUAAACCGGGAUCCUUCAUGAACCCAAGGACGAAAUGCACAGUUUGGUGAACAGCUACAACUGUGCACAACUGUACGUAACUGUUUCUCUCGGACUCACAGCGUCAUGAGAACAAUCACAUCACCCCGGUUGUAACAUGGGAUGGACGGUGCUACAGUUGACUGUAAACGUAAUGAACACAUAUAUGUGUGUGUAUAGUGCCACCUCGCUAAUACAUAUGAUUCUAUUUCGCGAUGACGAAACACGAUUUUUAUAUCUCGUUGAUGUUCCAUGAAUCCUAAUUCCUGAUGUGAGACGAACAUUUUUAUUACUAAUACUACGGUAGAUAUAAUAACCGGUACUUACAUCCCUCAACCCUCAAGUUCUCUAUAUUCUGAUUACCGAAAUAGUGUGUGUGUGUGUGUGCGUGCGUGCGUGUGUUGGGGAUGUGGUUGAAAAAAAUAAUUUGUUUAAAGAAACAUGAAAUAUGCACAUUCUGAUAUUCAGUUCCUCCUUUCGCAGGAGUAGAACUGCAUGUUUUGAAGCUAUGAUGGAAAGAAUAU
Haliotis rufescens (red abalone) is the source of this 2980-nucleotide messenger RNA. RefSeq names its product neprilysin-1-like. Gene Ontology annotation, cellular component: plasma membrane. The coding region runs from base 173 to 2488 and encodes 771 amino acids. The record is from RefSeq and is a predicted model, not a curated record. Gene Ontology annotation, molecular function: metalloendopeptidase activity. NCBI's taxonomy places the organism in Eukaryota, Metazoa, Mollusca, Gastropoda, Lepetellida, Haliotidae. The transcript has 23 exons. Gene Ontology annotation, biological process: protein processing.